AGGGAAUUCAAUAUCAGAAAUGAUUAGAAGCAUGAAAACUGGUUAGAAUUUUGUACAACAAAAAAGUUGGCCCAAAAAUCUGUCUCCACACAUGAAUCAUAUAAAGGUUCAGACAGGUGUCAGAUCAUACACCGACUGCCACAUAUGCAGAUGACGUGGCCAUCCAAGAUUCUCGAGAAAAAUAGCCUUCUCCUCCGCCAGAAAGUGAAAGGGGGUUGACAUGCACCAAACUUAAAUGUCAAAGAAAGCAUACAGAAAAAUGUUGAAUAAUCAACAAAUUAAACCCCUUUUUUUUUUGUCUUCAGAGGUAGGCGUUUGUAUUUGUCUGUUUCACUUUGAUUUUCUAGGGUCCAGCUGAUACCUACAUUACAAGACUGUUUCGAGCUUUUUCAAGACUCUUCUGGCAACUGGCAAGUUCAUAUACUUCACAUUUUCCGUUGUUUUUUUUAGUACAGAAUUUAAGAUCUCUGUUUGUUUACACUUUUUUGGUAUGGUCAAAACUGAAGAAAAUUGAAUUUUAGUGUCCCAUGGCAGGUCCCAGUUUGCUGUCUUGUAGUAAUUAUUUCUUAUGCAUGAAAAGAUAUAGAGAGAGAGUUUUGGUCUAAGAAACAAUGAUUGAAUGUAAGGGUUUCUUAAUUAACAAGCUGCUAACCAGUUGUUGCAGAAAUUAACAAUGGCAAAUGAUCUGGGAAUAGCAUUUUACAUCACCAUAUGCUGCAUAUUCUUCAUCAUAUCUAAGACCAUUCUUAUGAUCCUCCUUUACAAGCGAUGGAAAAGAAAGAAUACCAUUUAUGAACACGAUUUCUCAGGGGGGAAAAUGGUGAUGUUCAGAUCUCCAUUAUUGCAAUCACUAUCAUCUGAUGUGUUCUUAAAAAACACAUUGAAAUUAAGCAACAAAGACAUCAUUGGUGCUGGAGGGUAUGGUACAGUUUACAAAUUAAUGAUAAAUGAAACCAUGGUCUUCGCUGUAAAAAGGCUUAACAGAGGAACUGCAGAUAGAGAUAAAGGAUUCGAACGAGAAUUGGAAGCCAUGGCCGAUAUCAAACACCGCAACAUUGUAACUCUCCAUGGAUAUUACACCAAUCCUCACUACAAUCUUCUUAUCUAUGAACUAAUGCCUAAUGGAAGCUUGGAUUCUUUUCUCCAUGGAAAAUCAAUGGACGACAAUGUUUUGGAUUGGCCAACAAGAUCUAAAAUAGCUUUAGGUGCUGCAAGAGGAAUAGCAUAUCUUCACCAUGAUUGUAUCCCUCAUAUAAUCCAUAGAGAUAUUAAGUCAAGCAACAUAUUACUGAACCAGAACAUGGAGGCUCGAGUCUCGGAUUUCGGGUUAGCCACAUUGAUGGAACCAGACAAGACUCAUGUUUCAACGUUUGUGGCUGGAACCUUUGGAUAUUUAGCCCCAGAAUAUUUCGAUACCGGAAGAGCAACGGCGAAGGGCGAUGUUUAUAGCUUCGGAGUUGUUUUGCUUGAACUUUUAACUGGAAAGAAACCCAUGGAUGAAGCAUUUCUUGAAGAAGGAACAAAGCUUGUUACAUGGGUAAAGGUAGUUGUUGAAGAAAGGAAGCAAGAAUAUGUGGUUGACAGUAACUUAGGUUGUUGCUAUCCAGUGGUUGAGAUUAAAACUACAUUCGAUAUAGCAUUGAUGUGCCUUCAAACAGAUCCUUCCAAGAGACCAACAAUGGCUGAGGUUGUCAAGAUGUUGGAGCAGAUCAAUGUCAGAGAAAACUGUAACUGAUUUUUAAUGGUGUUCUUAGUUUUACUCAUCCCUUUUUUUAUCUCCCCCUCUUUUUGAUUGAAAUGGUCACAAAAGAGGUGAAACUGGACAGGUUUUUUUAUUAACAUCUCUGUGUAAAAUGCUUUGUUCCAUUGCAUAACCAUGUGUCCGUUUCAAAUCUCAUUUACGAGCAUGUUGGGUGGAUCUGGGCCAACUCAAAAAUAUGAAACAUCACUCCUGGAGCUGAUAAAUUUUGGAUUAGGUUUGUUUGAAUGGAAUUACUUCAAGUUUAGUGUGAAGUAAUUCGGAUUUGGAUUAUCUUCAAGUAUGAAUUAUUUUGUUAUCAAUCAUUUUAUUUGAGUUCAUUCUAAUCGAAUCAUUUAGGGCACGUUUGGUUGGGAGGAAUGGAAUAGAGCUGUAAUGUAAUAGAGUUGUAAUGGAAUAGAGCUGUAAUAGAAUAGACCUGUAAUGAAUAAUUCAGUUGUUUGAUUGAAUGGAAUGGAAUAGAGUUGUAAUA
Molecule: messenger RNA, 2231 nt
Organism: Gossypium arboreum
Lineage: Eukaryota; Viridiplantae; Streptophyta; Magnoliopsida; Malvales; Malvaceae
Product: receptor-like serine/threonine-protein kinase At1g78530
Exons: 6
Coding region: 674-1735 (353 amino acids)
Biological process (GO): protein phosphorylation
Molecular function (GO): ATP binding; protein kinase activity
Source: RefSeq, a predicted model, not a curated record